Molecule: messenger RNA, 678 nt
Organism: Symbiodinium pilosum
Lineage: Eukaryota; Dinophyceae; Suessiales; Symbiodiniaceae
Source: the annotation of a GenBank genome assembly
AUGGCUCUUCUGAGACGCCGCCGGAGCUGGCACGGUGCAGCCUUCAUAGCUGCUGUUUCGAUGGCCGCUUGUUGCCAGCUCUCUUCCGGAAGGUUAGCUGGGUUUGCUGGACCCGGGCGAGCGCGAUCGCAGCAUCGAGAGGUGAGCCAGCAGAAGCUGUCUCGCGCAGCCGGUGGACUGGAAUUUUUGCGGGAGCCGCUCGAGGCCUAUGCCGCGGCCCGCGUUGCGGACUCACCCUUCUUGGCAGAGGCUCCAGAGGCAGCUCUCCAUUGGGGCCAUGCUGCUGCCAUGGCAUCAGUGUACCCUCAACUGGCCUUUGCAGCCUUCCUUGGCUGGCAGAUUCGGUUCGGCAAGGGUGAGGACACCACCCCACUCUCGCUGGGCAUUGCGUCCAAAACGCUGCAUCCAGUGCUGAGCCUUGCAGCGUUCGCCUUCUUCUUGAUCGGAGGACAGGGUGGCCUAGUCCUGCUGACGGCGCAGAAGCAAACCAUCCUUGAGUCGGCCCACGCCAUCACGGCACUGCUGGGCCUGGGUUUCCUGGCCCUGCAAGCAAUCCUACCGCUGACCUUCCAAAGCGGAGCCCAAGUCCGCGCGGCACACGCUUACUUAGGCAGCGCCAUUGUGCUCCUGAUGAUUGUCCACGCUGGCUUCGGUAUUUCCUUGGGACUGAGUUUCUGA